Vanessa atalanta (red admiral) is the source of this 3579-nucleotide messenger RNA. Its product is annotated as sin3 histone deacetylase corepressor complex component SDS3. Gene Ontology annotation, cellular component: Sin3-type complex. NCBI's taxonomy places the organism in Eukaryota, Metazoa, Arthropoda, Insecta, Lepidoptera, Nymphalidae. The record is from RefSeq and is a predicted model, not a curated record. Gene Ontology annotation, biological process: negative regulation of transcription by RNA polymerase II. The transcript has 7 exons. The coding region runs from base 166 to 1218 and encodes 350 amino acids. Gene Ontology annotation, molecular function: histone deacetylase binding.
UCAUUUUGAUCCAGUUUCGUUGUUUCAUUGAAGAAAGUAUUUGCUUUAAUAGGAAAAUCUUUCUAUGAGUGACAUAAGCAGCAGUUGCAAUACAUUACUGGACGAAUCUAUUUUCCGUCGCGUGCUUAAAGCAUAUUUCUGAAACGGUGAUUACAGUCAAUCUGUAUGCAACUGUUACGCGUUACCUCGACUAUGUCUUACCAAGGAUCACCAUAUUCGGGGCCGGGGGAUGAGUACGACUUUGAAGAUGAUGGGUACGAUGAUUUAGACGAAUAUAGAGAUCCCGAAGAUUCAUUACCGCAGCUACCAAUGGAUGACAGUGAUGAAGACACAGAAGAGGCCAGUGAAACAGAUAUACCCAACAACGAUGAACCACUCGAAAUCAAGGAACAGAUGUACCAAGACAAGCUUGUUAACUUAAAGAAACAACUUCAGCAGCUCGAGGAGAAUAUACAUCCAGAAUUCUUAAGACGGGUGAAGAGAUUGGAGCACCAACUACAUGAACGCCUACGUCUUAACAGGAUAUACAAAGAUCAUAUGUAUGAAGUUGUAGAGAGAGAAUACAUAGCGGAACAGAAAGCAGCGGCAAAAGAAUUUGAGGAGAAGAAGAUAGAGUUAAGGGAAAACUUGUUGAAUGAUUUUGAAGAGAAACGGAAAUUGAUUGAAAGUGAGAGGCACAGUAUGGAACUCAACGGAGACUCAAUAGAGGUCAAGCCGCCAAUGAAACGCAUCCUGCGAAGGCGAGCCAACGAGCCCGCGCCGGCGCCCGAGAAGCGCCGCAAGCCGCUCGCCACCACGCUCACGUUCCAGCUGGACGAGCGCGACAUCGACGCCGACCUGCGCGCCAUCUGCCGCGCCUCCCCGCCGCCGCGACACCCCCCCGCGCACCUCGCGCAGCCCCGGAAACAUCUCAACUCCAGUAGCUGCGAGUCGCCAGCGCGCGAGGCGGGCGGCGGCGCGGGCGGUGCGGGGGGCGCGGGCGGCGCGGGCGAGGCGGACGCGCGCGUGGAGGACGGCAAGCUGCUGUACGAGCGGCGCUGGUUCCACCGCGGGCAGAGCGUGUACGUGGAGGGCCGGGACUUGCCGCGCUUCCCCGCGCACAUCCACGCCAUCACCGAUGACGCGAUAUGGGUGAAGAAAACAAACUUAGAGCGAGUGAGGAUAUACGUUUCUCAGCUAACACGCGGUAAAGUGACAUUAAAAAGACGUGCCUCGUAACUCAGUGCUUAGUGAAUAGUUCUGAUUGUACGUACGUAAGGUGACAUGUACGUUGUUAGUACACGCGCUAGAUUUAAUAUUAAGAUGCAUUUUACACGGUUGUACAGUGCCAAGAAUUUACCUCACAUUGAUUUAAACGGAAUCAUAUGAUGGGGACAUGUUGGAAAAAAUAUUUUGUAAUAUUUUCAUAUUUUGUCAUAUAAUCUGGAUGCAUUUUCAAUGAAUCUAUUACGAGCUAAUAAUAACAAUAUAUUUGUAGUAUUUGUUUAUUGUACUUAUUUAUUAAAAUAAAUAACGUUUUGACCGUGUUUGUCGGUAACAACAACAUAUAAGUCUGAUAAAGUGAAAAGCAUCAGGAUAUUUAGAUCUCUUCUCUUUUUAUUAGUUUUAUUCCAUAUCGACAAUACUCAAAAAAAUACUGUAUUAUUAUUAUUUUUAAUGAGUACAUAAGCAAUAUAGAAGCUCAAUGGUACUUGUUUUGUCUAACAAUAUGAAAGUCCUAGGUUCAAUCUUAAGCUAUUAACAUCUCCAUUUCAAACACAAGUGUUUAACCAAAGAUCAACUAAAUAGGAAUAUAAAAAAGUUCUUUGAAUAGUUACAUCUAGUAAAUUAAAAAAAAAGGCAAAAAUAAUCAAAUAUUUUUUUUUUUUUAAAUGCAACAGGUUGUAUAUGACAUAUAUAUGUAUAAUUAUCAUUUAAUAUAAUACAUUUUUACAGCAUUUCCCCUAUCAUUUAUAUUGGUAACUAAAAACAUUCGCGUAUAUAAGGUAUUUUCUUUAAUAAAUUAUGAAUUACGUAUAUUUAUUCGCUGACUCUCAUUUUACAUAAGGUAAAGACACAUCGGUGCAUAUUAUUUUAUUUUUAGUAUAUACAUUGAACUAUGUAUUAAGAAUUUGUGAUGUAUAUGUAAAGUGUAUAUAAUAUUCAUAAUGGAAUAUAUAUUUUUUUAUUUACACAUGAAAUGUUAUACAUAAAGUAUGUUAUGAAUAUUAUUAUUAUUAACUAUUCAACUUUAAUUAAGUUUUCACGAGGAAUUGACAUCACAAUUAUAAUAAUUAUCGUCGGAAUAGUUUGUAAUAAUAUAAUGACAUACAAUUAUUUAUAUAUUUUGAUAUAAAAAUUAGUACUACUUAAACCUGAAUAUAAUGAUAAGAUAUACAUAACAGAGUUGAUAAUAUCAUAUGUAUUAUGUAAAUGCCUUGUUAGUCUUGAAGGUUGCCUGUAACAGUUCAGCCACCGGGCGGGACUGCCCAAAUCUAGUGAGGGCCAAAACAACUGUAAUUAUUUAAUUUUUGUUUUGUCAAUUAUUUCAAAGUAAAAGCUUUGAGUGAAGAUGUCAGUGUUAGUCAUAUGCCUGAGUAAGCACGGAAAGCCGUUGGUCGUGCGUCUGGUUUCUGUAUUGUUUUGUCACAACGGAGUGUUACUGUGGACACAUUGAACUAUUUAUUUUACACUGGCUUCAAAUAGGUUUCGGCCGGAGUGGUUAUGGACGAUUUAAUAUAAAAAGUGCAUAUAAUUUCCCUAUGUUGUGCAGAAUUGUCUCAAACCACAGAAACAGUAAUGAAAGUUAAGGAGACUUCAAAGAUUUUUAAAUACAAAAUUUUUAUUGCGACAGUACCUGAUACAUAUCUUCACACAUCUUAUGGAAUGUCUUUACAAAAUUCGCAUUUCAUUACAACAAAUAACGAGUCAUCGAAUUAAUAAAAUGAAAUUAUUAUGUUUAGAAGUUGUAUUUGAAUGACAGAAUUAACACAGUACAGUAACUUUUAAAUAAACGUUCGUUUUACGAAACGAAACGAAACGAAACGAUUGUUAGUAAUGUGCAGUCUAAAAUUGAUUAUUAAUUGAUUUAUUUAUACACUAAAUGCUAACUUACAAUCGGUCACAUGUAAUUUUUCAGUAAGGCCUUCGUUUCGAUUCAAUCAUUGAUAAGCAUUACCUUUUUAUGUUUAUAUAUGAAAUUGCAAAUGUGUUAAGCAAAUGUGCUGCUGUGUGGGUGCAUUAGAAUUGUACCUUCAUUAAUUCUAUAACAUUUUAAAUGAAAUGUAUGACGUAUGUAUAAUGUGUGGUUCACACUUGAGCUUAAUACUAGAGAUAAUGCGUAUUAUGUGUCUUUACCCUAAUUCACAGUAUUUAUUGUAAAUAUUGUAAAUAAAUGUUGUAAUAUACCGAUCAAAUGACGCGUAUUGUACAUGAUGUGAAUUUGUAUGGCGCCUUUAUUUUUUAUUAUUAAUUUUUGUGAUUUAAUUAUUAUGUGUAAAUGAGUUGUGAUUGUAAAUAGGAGAUGAUAUGGAUGUUUUUAUUAUCUUAGAUGAUAUUUGAGAAAAAGAUCUUUUAAUUAUAUGUAUUACAACAGAUGCA